AGUUAUUACGUUACCAAAUUCGCUAACUUCGAAGCUCGACGGAAAACCCUACCUUUUUCUUCCUCCUCCGAUCCGGGAGAAAACCCUAGAUAUGGACGGCCACGUCUCCGCCCCCGUGCGCUCCCGGAGCUCCCAAUCCCCCUCCCCCUCCCACUCCGCCUCGGCCUCAGUCUCCGCUUCGAGCUCCGCCCACCACAAGCGCAAGUUCCCCGGCGCCUCCGCGCCUCCGCAGCCCCCCGCCGCCCCCUUCGCCCUCUCCGACCCCGGCGCCAUCGCCUCCAACGACGACCUCGACAGCGUCAGCGCCCGCGAGGAGGACGAUGACUCGGAGGAGGAGGAGGAGGAGGACGACGACGACGACGAAGAGGAGGAGGACGAAGACGAGGACAACGACUCCAUGAGAGACUUCACCGCCGCGCGCCUCGAGGGCGGCGGCGGCGGCGGCGGCGGCUCCGGCAAUCCGAGGAGCUCCAAGCCGCCAAAGCCCGAGACGAAUUCGUCGGUGAAGAUUGAGAAUUCGGGUGGCGGAGCAGCGGAGGUCGGCGCAAAGGACGAGCGCGGGACCGGGGGAUCGUCCGGGCAGCAAACCGCUGCGCCUGGCGUGAGCUUGAUGCCGGGGAUCAUGGUGAAGGAGGAUGCGGCGAAGGGGAUAUUCACAGAGAACAUACAGACCAGUGGGGCUUAUAGUGCAAGAGAAGAAGGGCUGAAGAGAGAGGAAGAUGCAGGAAGACUCAAAUUUUUGUGCUAUUCAAAUGAUGGAGUCGACGAACACAUGAUUUGGUUGAUUGGAUUGAAGAAUAUAUUUGGUCGGCAACUCCCCAAUAUGCCCAAAGAGUACAUUGUUCGCCUUGUUAUGGAUAGAAGCCAUAAGUCCAUGAUGGUUAUUAGACAUAACCAAGUUGUCGGAGGCAUUACAUACCGUCCUUAUUAUAGUCAGAAGUUCGGAGAGAUAGCAUUUUGUGCUAUUACAGCGGAUGAGCAAGUUAAAGGUUAUGGUACAAGGCUAAUGAAUCACUUAAAACAACAUGCUCGUGAUGUUGAUGGGCUUACUCAUUUUCUAACAUAUGCGGAUAACAAUGCAGUUGGUUAUUUUGUAAAGCAGGGCUUCACAAAGGAGAUUACAAUGGACAAGGAAAGAUGGCAAGGAUAUAUUAAAGACUAUGAUGGGGGGAUAUUGAUGGAGUGUAAAAUCAAUCUGAAACUUCCAUACACUGAUCUGGCAACAAUGAUUCGUCGACAAAGGCAGGCAAUUGACGAGAAGAUUAGAGAACUCUCCAACUGCCACAUUGUCUAUCCAGGAAUUGACUUUCAAAAGAAAGAAGCUGGAAUUCCAAGGAAAGCCAUAAAAGUUGAGGAGAUUCCUGGUCUUCGAGAGGCUGGUUGGACUCCGGACCAAUGGGGACACUCGAGAUUUUUUAAAACAGCAAAUGCAACUGACGCCAUAGCCUAUAGGCAGCAGUUGAAUGCCUUUAUGCGAGGGCUUUUAAAGAUGAUGAAUGAGCAUCCUGAUGCUUGGCCAUUCCGGGAGCCGGUAGAUGCACGUGAUGUUCCUGAUUAUUACGAUAUCAUCAAAGAUCCAAUGGAUUUGAGAACAAUGUCGAAGAGACUCGAGUCGGAACAGUACUACAUUACCUUUGAGAUGUUCGUUGCUGACAUGAAGAGAAUGUUUGCGAAUGCUCGCACCUACAACUCCCCGGAAACCAUAUACUAUAAAUGCGCUACAAGGCUUGAGAACUUCUUCUCCAAUAAAGUCCAGGCUCAUCUUUUUCAGACUUCGAACAAGAAUUAGUCGGAAUGACAUGCGAUCGCCGAGGAAUAUAAACGGGCAGUAUGUGGUGAAGGAUUUGAGAAUCCAAGAAUUGCGAGUGUAUUAGGUGGUUCUUACCUGAUUAUUAACUUAUUUAGAAGGGGAAAGGUCUAGAAAUGUGUAUCUUCCUUUUCUUCCUUGAAAUGCUUAUGAAAUGUACUAGGCAGAAAUUAACCUGACAAUUACUUGUAUAGCUUUUCAAUUAAAGUUAUUUAUGAGUGUUAAAAUAUGAUUUGUGCCUAUUAAGCCUGGUGCUUUGGGCCCAUUUAAGAUCCAUGUUUUAGUUUUCUACAUGUAACUAUUCAUUUUUGAAACCCGACGUUAUUAGUAGGUUUGCUGUAUAA
Ananas comosus (pineapple) is the source of this 2151-nucleotide messenger RNA. Its product is annotated as histone acetyltransferase GCN5. The transcript has 13 exons. The record is from RefSeq and is a predicted model, not a curated record. Gene Ontology annotation, molecular function: protein binding; histone H3 acetyltransferase activity. NCBI's taxonomy places the organism in Eukaryota, Viridiplantae, Streptophyta, Magnoliopsida, Poales, Bromeliaceae. Gene Ontology annotation, biological process: chromatin remodeling; positive regulation of transcription by RNA polymerase II. Bases 92 to 1789 code for a protein of 565 amino acids. Gene Ontology annotation, cellular component: histone acetyltransferase complex.